AGAGAAGUUACCGGGAGAUAAACAACACCAGUAGUCUGAGUUAACGACCCCAGUAGUCUGAGUUAACGACCCCCCACCUCUAAUGGUCUCUUCAGGGAGGUAUUUGAUAUAUUUCUUCUCGAUUUAGUGCUCUUCCUGCCCCUAAGGUGAAGUGUACCAGUAUUCAGUGACUGAAAUGAACGAGGAAAAGUCCACAAGAAUUUGAAACAAUGAAGAAGGACAGAGAAAUUCAGAAGGCAUAUAAAUUGUCUCAUCAGAUCCUGAGUCUGACUGGCAUCAACUUUGUGCGACAAACUGUUAUUGGCUUCACUGAACUCACGCUCAUUCCUUCAAAGGAUAGCAUCCGUUAUAUAUGGCUCAACUGUAAACAGUGCUGUGUCUAUCGUGUUACCCUCAAUGACACUCUAGAAGUACAAUUCCAAUAUUUUGACCCACUCCUGGAAGUAUGUCAGCAAGAGAGCAAACAGAGAAACCUAGAUUAUCUAAACAAAUGCCAGUCAACGGGAGUAACCUCAGUGGACCCAGAAGUGGGCAGGGGGGAACUUGUCAUCGUUGUUCCUUCAGAAGCACAGCACAUGAUCCAGGAAGGAAAGCCUUUGAAAGUUGGGGUAGAGUUUUCUCUGGAGAAACCCCAGUCUGGCUUACAUUUUGUGGUUCCCAACACUGAGGGUACAUUAGUUGAGAAAGCUGCCCACAUGUUUACAUAUGGCCACGAGAACAGUGCUCGUUUGUGGUUUCCCUGCAUUGACACUUGGAGUGAAGUUUGUACAUGGCGGUUGGAAUUUACGGUAGAUGAUUUCAUGACUGCUGUAAGCUGUGGAGACCUUGUGGAGGUUGUCUACACUCAAGAUAUGAGACGUAAAACCUUCCAUUACCACCUAUCAACUCCUACAUGUGCACCAAAUAUUGCCCUUGUGGUUGGGCCCUUUGAGAUCUACGUGGAUCCUUUUAUGAAUGAAAUCACCCACUUCUGUCUCCCACAGCUGUUGCCUCUUAUGAAGGCAACGAGCAAAUAUUUACAUGAAGCAUUUGAAUUUUAUGAAGAGCUUCUCUCCACCAGGUAUCCUUAUUCUUGCUACAAGCAAGUGUAUGUUGAUGAAGCUUAUAGCAGUUUGCAUUCCUAUGCCACCAUGAGCAUUCUCGAUGUAAAUCUCCUGUGCAGCAACAGAAUCAUAGAUCAAGUUUAUGAAACCAGAAAGACAAUGGCAUUAUGUGUGGCCCAGCAGUUUUUUGGAUGUUUUCUUUCCCGUCAUGCAUGGGCUGAUGCAUGGCUAACCACUGGCAUUGCAAACUAUCUAAUGAGCCUCUAUGUGAAGAAGCAUUUUGGCUUUAAUGACUACAAGGAUUGGAUACAUAGUGAAUUGCAGGAGAUCAUAGAUUAUGAGGAAAAAUUUGGUGGUAUUGUGUUGGAUCCAAGUUCAUCACCAAAUGAGCCCCAGAAUGGACCGAAUAUGCCGGUGACAUCAAACAACAGUAGCAACAAGGACACAUUUUAUUUCUCAGUCAAGAAUCCACAUGCCAGCUCCCCUCACUAUAUCGGUGUUUAUUACAAAAAAGCUCACUUAGUCAUACGUAUGUUGGAGUAUCGUAUCGGUCAAGAAUUAAUGAUGCAGGUCUUCAACAAACAUCUGUCAUUGGCUCUAAUUGCAGUUGGCAACAAAGGUCAUCCUGCAGGCUGGUCUCACAUGCUUAUGUCUACUGCUACUUUCACAAAGGCAAUUUUUACUGUAACGGGAAAAGACAUUACGGUGUUUUGUGAUCAAUGGGUUCGUCAAGGGGGACAUGCAAAGUUCAACAUGAAGUUCCUCUUUAAUCGCAAAAGGAACAUUGUGGAAAUGACCAUUGAACAGGGAUAUAUUGGUGAGCUGGGAAUCCGCCGUUAUGUUGGGCCACUGGUGGUGUGGAUACAAGAGUUGGAUGGUACAUUCAAACAUACAUUACAAAUUGAACAUCAGGUGUCUAAGAAGGAGAUUGUCUGCCACUCAAAGUCUCGCCGGAAUAAAAAGAAAAAGAUUCCUCUUUGUACUGGUGAAGAAGUGGAUAUGGAUCUUAGUCACUUGGAUGCCGAUUCCCCAGUGCUGUGGUUACGGUUGGAUCCAGACAUGACAAUGAUGAGAGCAGUGGAAGUAGAGCAACCUGAUAAUCAGUGGCAGUAUCAGCUGAGGCAUGAGCGGGAUGUAACGGCUCAGACUGAAGCUAUCACUGCUCUUCAGCGUUUAGCCAGGCAAGGUGCUGUUACGACUGAGAUGCGAAAUACACUGAAUGCUGUGUUGGAGAAUGAGCAAUGCUUCUAUAAGAUACGAUGCAGGGCUGCUCACUGCCUUACUCGAGUGGCUAAUGCCAUGGUGGCUAAUUGGAAUGGCCCGCCAGCAAUGAUGCAGAUUUUCCGCAAGAUGUUUGGUGCUUUCUCUUGCCCUAAUAUCAUCAGGCAGCAUGACUUCACCAGCCUCCAGAAUUAUUAUAUCCUUAAGACUCUGCCAGUUGCUAUGGCUGGUCUCCGCAACACUCACAAGACUUGUCCACCAGAAGUUUUAGCAUUCCUAAUGGACCUAUUUAAAUACAGUGAUAACUCCAAGAAUCGCUAUUCUGACAACUAUUAUCGGGCAUCACUAGUGGAUGCUCUUGCUGCGGCAAUUUCUUCAGCCCCUGUUCAACAUGAUCCUGCUACCAUAACUUCUGAUACUUUGUCUGAGGACAUACGGAGGGUACUGUGUGAGAUCACGCGUUACUUAAAUCUGGAAAAGCUUUUACCAUGUUACAAGUACACAGUAACAGUAUCCUGCCUGCAUGCUAUUCGAGUUCUUCAGAGAAAUGGCCACCUACCUCCUAAAUCAGACAUCUUUAAAAGUUAUGCUGCAUAUCCUCAUUACAUAGAUGUGCGAGUUGCUGCUGUUGAACAGAUUGUAGACUUCCUUGCUCAUGAUGGCUCACGUGAGGACAUAGAUUUUUUGUUAAGUUUAGCUGAAUCAGACCCAGUCCCACGUAUUCGAUAUAUGACUCUGUUGUCAUUAGCGAAGAAUCCUCCUUUCAAAAUGGGUCAGAGUCACAAACUUGAUACUGAACACUUUGUGGAACGUCUGUGGAACAUAAUGAACUCUGGACAACCAUGUGAUUCCCGAGUGCGAUGUGCUGUAAUGGAUCUCUACUAUGCCUUGUAUGGACGCCGUAGACCCGCUUGUAUUCCAGCCUCAGAGCCUGCACUGGUACUAAAUCUCCGUAAACCUCCGCAUCCUCCCAUCCAAGCUCCAAUCAUAAUAAAGGAGGAGGAAACAGUGCUACCAGUCAAACGAGAGGCACCAAUUGAUGAUUUAUUAGAACCUAAGGUUGAAGUGAAGACAGAAAUUGCAGAAAUGCCUGUUGAAGUCAUCUUUACUGAAGAAAGCAAACCAAUUGUGAAGGAAGAUAUUGAAGUAUUUGAGGAACAUAUUGAAAGUUAUCCAACUCCCAGUGUGACACCAAGCAUUGAGGGUGAUAUGUCAGAAUCCACCACUUCACUCCCUGGUGAUAGUCAGGAUGCACAUGGAGGUGCAACAGAAGUUAGCACGUGGAUCAGGAGAGGAGGAGGAGGAGGGAGCAGAGUUGGGGAUCUCAGCCGCUCCAGUCUUCCAUGUCCUGCGAGUAAUGAAACUAUUGCCAACUGGCAAAGCGGUUUUGAACCAGACAUGUUCCGCACAGGCAGUGCCGACUCACAUGGCAACAAGUCGCAUAAGAGUAAGAAGAAGAAGAAGGAUAAGAAGCACAAGAAACAUAAGAAGCAUAAACAUGAGCACAAAGAUAAAUUGGAUAAGCUUGAUAAGUUCAUACAGGAAGAAAAUCUUAGUUCGGGUUCUUCCAACCCCCCAAGUCCUGUUUCCCCACCUAAUAUGGCAGGGAGUAUGCCAAGUAACUUAACAAGUAACUUGCAAAGCCUUAUGUCUAGUAGCUUGCAAGGUUCUAUGUCAAGCAACAUGACAAACGAUGUGACAGACAAUUUGUUUUAGUUUUCAUUCAUGUUAUUUGAAAAACAUUAGCAGUAAUUUCUAUUUUUGCUAUCAUCCUGUUAAUGAUGUUAGGGUACUAUGUUUCAUUAAAUAAUUAUUCAUUAUAUACUUAACGUGUCCUCUGUUUCACUUAGCUUAUCUCUAAGUUGUGUCUUGGGCAGGUAUACCUUGGCUCUGUUGAUAAUGCAAAAUUUAGGAUGUGUAAUGUGUAUAGAUCUGUAAGAAAUAAAUUUUUAAAACUUUAUUCCUUAUGCAUGAACAUUUAAUGAAUUUUGAGGGGAUAUUGAUACCAAUAAAAAUCCCACGCCCACUAUUGAAUAUUACCAUUGCCGUGUAUUAGAGUAUGACCUUACAACCAGACUGUCAGAAGUGUUACUCAUCCAGCUGUGUUUUGACAUUAGAACCCUAACCAACACCUAACAAUACAGUAUAUUGGCUAACGAUUAACCAAAAGAUUAGAUAUAAUGCACUGUACUCAUCCCCUACAACUAGGUCCCAAAUAAAGAUCUUAAACAUAGGCGAUAGGUCUGAAAUAGAGCAGUCAUUGCCUCAUUAGCAGUACACAUCUCUCCUGUAUCUUAUUUGUUUAAAACAGAGUUCGGUACUGACCACAACAGCAAUCCAUGCUUCUUUCCCAGCUUUGUUUACUCCGGAUGUGAGUACAGUAUACUGUAUUUGUUGUGCCUCCGCAUACUCCGAUUAGGACAAAAUAAUUGCUUUCAUACUUGUCUUUGUUAAUGUUAAGAUUUUCACAUUCUCAGGCAGAUAGUCAUUGCAUUUUCUCACAGGGUAAAGUGAUUUUCCUUUUAAUAGCAUGAGUUGUGUCUUGGUCACCCUUUGGAAUCUCAUUGGCAAAUCAGUUAUAUGGGAUUGACAUACAAAUCUAAUGUCAAGAAAUAACUCAAGUUCACCAAAGUAACUCACUCUGUUUUUGUAUGAUAGACAGAUUGAAUAUUCCUAAUCAGGCAACCCUAGAAUUUGAGCAGAGCUGCAUCAUAAUGGCAACGAGGUGUCAAUCUAUGCCUCCCUCAGUGUGGUUGCCACCAUAUGACACCAUGUCAGUAAAUGGUGCAAGGGGUGUGGUGUAGGACUCUGCAUAGGAGACUGCAUUUGAUUACCACACUAAGUAACUACUGAUGCAAAAAAUAUAAAGCAAUGAUCAUGUGUAAAUUACCCUGUAAAUAAAAAUAAUGUAUUUAAUUA
This is a messenger RNA of Homarus americanus (American lobster), 5183 nucleotides long. RefSeq names its product transcription initiation factor TFIID subunit 2-like (gene Taf2). Bases 210 to 3980 code for a protein of 1256 amino acids. NCBI's taxonomy places the organism in Eukaryota, Metazoa, Arthropoda, Malacostraca, Decapoda, Nephropidae. Gene Ontology annotation, molecular function: transcription cis-regulatory region binding; RNA polymerase II general transcription initiation factor activity; metallopeptidase activity. The transcript is spliced from 25 exons. Gene Ontology annotation, cellular component: transcription factor TFIID complex. Gene Ontology annotation, biological process: transcription initiation at RNA polymerase II promoter. The record is from RefSeq and is a predicted model, not a curated record.